Messenger RNA from Ambispora gerdemannii, 426 nucleotides. The record is from the annotation of a GenBank genome assembly. Lineage: Eukaryota; Fungi; Glomeromycota; Glomeromycetes; Archaeosporales; Ambisporaceae.
AUGAGUGCCGGUAGUGGAGCUUCUGUUAGCGAUAAGUGCAUUGAAACUUUUCAAGAGCUAAAGUUGAGGAAAAAAUACAAGGGAAUAAUUUUCAAGAUCGAAAAUGAAAAAGAGGUUGUCGUUGAAAGUACCUCUGAUGAACCUGAUUUUGAUACCUUUGCUUCUUACAUAAGCGAAAACUACCAAGAUAAACCUCGUUAUGUGGUUUACGAUCUUGAAUUUGAAUUAUCCGAAGGAGAAGGAAAACGCAGCAAGAUAAUCUUUUUCCUUUGGAAUGCGCCCGGAAGUAGAAUCAGAGAAAGAACUUUGUACACAUCAUCUAAAGCUUAUCUACGUCUUAAACUUAACGGUAUUUCAGCUGACGUACAGAUAAACGACUAUGAUGAUUUUGCCACCGUCAAGGAAAAUAUUUUGAACUCCAAGUAA